CCGGACUCCGAAGAAAUGAAUAGUCGGGGCUCCAAUAACCGGCUAUCAUCAUCCACCUCCACUUUCCGAUCUCGAAUUUCAUUUCUAAUGCUCUCUAUGUUCUCUGCUAUGGCUGCUCUUUAUGUUGCCGGCAGGUUGUGGCUGGACUCGGAGAAUAGGGUAUAUCUUAUUCAAGAGCUUGAUAGGAGAACCGGACAGGGUCGUUCGGCUAUAUCAGUAGAUGAUACAUUGAAGAUCAUAACCUGCAGGGAACAACAGAAGAGGCUAGCUGCACUUCAGAUGGAACUGGGUAAAUCCAGUCAGGAAGGUUUUGUAUCGAAGCAUCUACUGGAUAACUAUGGGAAGGAUUCAAAGAAAAAGCUUCUAGCUGUUGUAGGUGUCUCUACAAAGUUUGGCAACAAGAAAAACAGAGAUGCGAUUCGCAAAGCAUGGAUGCCUACUGGUGCUGCUCUAAAAAAAUUACAGGAGGAGAAAGGUAUCGUAAUACGAUUCGUCAUAGGAAGAAGUUCAAAUCGCGGAGACAGUUCAGAUAGAGCCAUUGAUGAUGAGAGCAGGCAUUCCAAUGACUUCAUCAUUCUUAAUGACCAUGUGGAGUCUCCUCAAGAGCAAUCAAAGAAGACAAAGUCAUUUUUUGCUCAUGCUGUUGAGCAUUGGGAUGCUGAGUUUUAUGCCAAGGUCAACGACAAUGUCUAUGUUAAUUUAGAUGCUGUUGGAACAGUACUUGCCAGCUAUUUGGAUAAGCGUCGUGCCUACAUAGGGUGUAUGAAAUCUGGCGAAGUUUUCUCACAGCCGGAACAGAAAUGGUAUGAACCAGAGUGGUGGAAAUUUGGGGAUGGAAAAUCAUACUUCAGGCAUGCGUCUGGUGAAAUAUUUGCCAUAUCAAAGGCGUUGGCUCAAUUUAUUUCUAUCAACAGAUCAAUACUUCGCACAUAUGCUCAUGAUGAUGUGAGUGCUGGAUCCUGGUUCAUCGGCCUUGAUGUGAAGCAUGUUGAUGAAGGGAAGUUCUGCUGUUCUUCCUGGUCUUCAGGGUCUGUAUGCGCAGCAGCUUGAUUGGAUUGCCUCUUUUAGUACAUAUGGAGAAUCAGUCACUGGAGAACAUUCAAUUUGGGAAGACCAUAUCAUUUUUGCUGCAAUUUGCUUCUGGUGCCGGGCUUGAAGUUUUUUUACUCCAAUCUUGAAGGGCCCUGUGGUAGAGAGAGCGAACCCUUAGUUUAGGACACCACCGUGCCCUCGAGGAAUGUACAAAGUGUUGUUGGAGUAUAGGAACUGUAGUCAGAAAAGUUCUCGGUGUGAUAAUGUAUUCAUAGAGUGCACAUUGUCCAUUAUUUUAUCAUGUACUAUUGAUAUCAUUUUCUGGAGAUAUAGAGUUCGUUGCACUAUGUGGGGAUGCUGAGUCACUUAA
Molecule: messenger RNA, 1402 nt
Organism: Lycium ferocissimum
Lineage: Eukaryota; Viridiplantae; Streptophyta; Magnoliopsida; Solanales; Solanaceae
Product: hydroxyproline O-galactosyltransferase HPGT1-like
Exons: 12
Coding region: 16-1050 (344 amino acids)
Cellular component (GO): Golgi membrane
Molecular function (GO): hexosyltransferase activity
Source: RefSeq, a predicted model, not a curated record